UAUAAAUAGCAUAGUGUUUUGCAUAAUCUUCCCAUCCUCAUCAUUCAGUUCUUUUCAUCUCUUUCACUCCAAACAAACACUCUCAAAGGAUCUUCUUAUCGAUUCUUCACAACACCAUGACAAGUAUUCCAUCUCACAUGAAAGCUUGGAUCUACUCUGAAUAUGGAAACAUAGAAGAAGUUCUCAAGUUUGAUCCUAAUGUGGCCACACCACACCUCAUGGAAAAUCAAGUGCUCAUCAAAGUUGUGGCUGCAGCCAUUAAUCCAGUAGAUUAUAAGAGAGCUCUUGGUGAUUUCAAGGACAUUGAUUCUCCUUUACCAACUGCACCAGGGUACGAUGUUGCUGGUGUGGUGGUGAGUGUGGGAAGUGAAGUGAAGAAAUUUGAGGUUGGAGAUGAAGUUUAUGGUGACAUCAAUGAGAUUACUCUGGACCAUCCAAAGAGUAUUGGCUCUUUGGCUGAAUAUACUGCAGUUGAAGAGAAAGUAUUGGCUCACAAACCCUCCAAUUUGAGCUUUGCAGAAGCUGCAUCCCUUCCUUUAGCCAUAAUCACUGCUUAUCAAGGACUUGAAAGAGUUGAGUUUUCUUCUGGCAAAUCUAUUCUUGUUCUUGGAGGAGCUGGUGGAGUUGGAUCCCUUGUUAUUCAGAUCGCCAAACAUGUGUUUGGUGCAUCAAAGAUAGCAGCUACUGCUAGUACUGGAAAACUGGAAUUGUUGAGAAACUUGGGAGCAGACUUGCCUAUAGACUACACAAAAGAGAACUUUGAAGAACUUGCAGAGAAGUUUGAUGUGGUGUAUGAUGCCAUAGGAGAAACUGAAAGGGCAUUGAAGGGCCUUAAAGAAGGUGGUAAGGUUGUGACAAUAUUGGCACCUGCAACUCCACCAGCUAUACCUUUCUUGCUGACUUCUGAUGGAGAUUUGUUGCAGAAACUGAGACCUUACUUGGAGAGUGGAAAGGUGAAGGCAAUGUUGGAUCCUAAGAGUCCUUUUCCAUUUUCUGAGACAGUGGAAGCAUUUUCAUAUUUGAAGACUAACAGAGCUACUGGGAAAGUGGUUAUAUAUCCCAUUCCAUAAUAUGCAUGCAUGCAUGUAUUUCCUAUUUCAGUGUCUGUGUUGUAAUAAAGCUCUUAGAGAUAUCAAUGGUUGUUAUCUGUGUUGUAAACUAUUAUAACUACACUUUGGAACUUCCUGCAUGUGUUAUUCUGUUUUGUCAAAUAAUGAUCUGAACAUUAUGUACU
Vigna unguiculata (cowpea) is the source of this 1234-nucleotide messenger RNA. Its product is annotated as 2-methylene-furan-3-one reductase-like. Lineage: Eukaryota; Viridiplantae; Streptophyta; Magnoliopsida; Fabales; Fabaceae. Gene Ontology annotation, molecular function: zinc ion binding; oxidoreductase activity, acting on the CH-CH group of donors, NAD or NADP as acceptor. The record is from RefSeq and is a predicted model, not a curated record.